CCCAUUCCCUCCGCUCCCCCCGCCACCCUGCAGCGAUGGCUGCGGCGCUGAUCCUGUCCAGGGGCUGCAGGGCACUUCUCCGACCCGGCUGCCGCGCGAGGAGGUGGAGACCCGCCCCGAUCCGCAGGAUUUUUCAGCCGCACUAUUCAGAUCAGAAAAUGUCAUCUGUCCUUGAGCCCCUCUUUGAGUAUGUUGAUAAACACCAGGACCUGUAUGUUGAGCGUCUGGCCCAAUGGGUGGCUAUUCAGAGUGUGUCGGCAUGGCCGGAAAAGAGGGGAGAAAUCAAACGAAUGAUGGAAGUUGCUGCCAAGGACAUUGAGCGGCUGGGUGGCACAACAGAGUUGAAGGAUAUCGGAAAACAGAAGCUGCCUGACGGUUCAGAGAUUCCUCUGCCUCCAAUCAUUCUGGGCAAACUUGGCUCAGAUCCUCGCAAGAAGACAGUUUGCAUCUAUGGACACCUGGAUGUACAACCUGCAGCACUAGACGAUGGCUGGGACAGCGAACCUUUCACCUUGGUGGAAAGAGACGGAAAGCUCUAUGGCCGAGGGUCGACAGAUGAUAAAGGCCCAGUGCUUGCCUGGCUGAAUGCCCUGGAGGCUUAUCAACAAACUAAACAGGAAAUUCCGGUUAAUAUCAAGUUCUGCCUAGAAGGUAUGGAGGAGUCUGGCUCUGAAGGCCUUGAUGAUUUAAUUUUUGCACAGAAAGAUGCCUUCUUCAAAGGUGUAGACUAUGUUUGCAUCUCUGACAACUACUGGCUGGGCAAGAAGAAGCCCUGUAUCACCUAUGGCCUGAGGGGCAUCUGCUAUUACUUCAUAGAGGUGGAAUGCAGUGACAAAGACCUUCACUCUGGAGUUUAUGGUGGCUCAGUGCAUGAGGCUAUGACAGACCUCAUUGCUUUGAUGAGCUGCUUGGUGGAUAAGAAAGGGAAGAUUCUCAUCCCUGGCAUAAAUGAUGCAGUGGCUCCCCUCACUGAUGAAGAGCGUAAACUUUAUGACCAAAUUGACUUUGAUAUGGAGGAAUAUGCAAAAGAUGUAGGAGCCACACGACUGCUGCAUGCAACAAAGAAAGAUAUAUUAAUGCACAGGUGGCGAUACCCAUCCUUGUCUCUGCAUGGAAUAGAAGGUGCUUUCUCUGGAUCGGGAGCUAAAACUGUGAUUCCGCGGAAAGUGAUUGGCAAAUUUUCAAUCAGACUGGUGCCAGACAUGACUCCAGAAGUUGUGACUGAGCAGGUCAAAGAUUACUUGUCCAAAAAGUUUGCUGAACUGCACAGCCCCAACAAAUUCAAAGUGUACUUGGGCCAUGGUGGAAAGCCUUGGGUUUCAGAUUUCAACCAUCCCCACUACAUGGCUGGAAGAAGAGCUAUGAAAACAGUCUUUGGCGUAGAGCCAGAUUUGACCAGAGAAGGAGGAAGCAUUCCUGUCACCCUGACCUUCCAAGAAGCAACAGGCAAGAAUGUAAUGCUGCUUCCUGUUGGCUCUGCAGACGAUGGAGCCCAUUCUCAGAAUGAGAAACUCAACAGGUACAACUAUAUUCAAGGUGUCAAGCUCUUGGGUGCAUACCUUCAUGAAGUUUCCCAGCUGAAGGACUGAAUCUAUAUUUCCUUCAACCAAAGUUGCUUUGGGACCUGAAAGUUACUUCCUUGCAACUUUUUAAAAAGUGCACUAUUUUCAUCUCCUCUUCUCCUGCCAGACUAAUUCACACUGAGAUGCCUGGUGAAAUAUUUUUGACUCCAUAUCGAGCACUUUAUAGCGGCAGAUCAACAAACGACAAAAAUAGUGUGCUCAGUUUUAAGUACAACCACAGGACUAUAAGGCCCUAACCUACUUAUGUACUGUUUCAAACGGAAGAUAAAGGGUGGGGGAGAAAGGAAGUCUAUUAUUUUUCCGUAAUCUGAUGUGUCAAAGUAGCAGCAAAUGACCAGUAAUGCUUCACCCAACCUCUCUCACUUCUACAUCCUCCUAUAAUCAUCAUUUUCUCUUUAAAUUUAUCACAUUAAAUUUUACCAAACCAGAAUUUGAGGGCAGCUCCCAGAUUUUUUUACAAGCCAAAACCCCUUGUGUUUUCUGUUUAAAAAAGAAAUAAAGUCAUCAUGAAAAGUU
Molecule: messenger RNA, 2099 nt
Organism: Podarcis raffonei (Aeolian wall lizard)
Lineage: Eukaryota; Metazoa; Chordata; Lepidosauria; Squamata; Lacertidae
Gene: CNDP2
Product: carnosine dipeptidase 2
Exons: 12
Coding region: 36-1589 (517 amino acids)
Biological process (GO): proteolysis
Cellular component (GO): cytosol
Molecular function (GO): metallodipeptidase activity
Source: RefSeq, a predicted model, not a curated record